Molecule: messenger RNA, 453 nt
Organism: Pipra filicauda (Wire-tailed manakin)
Lineage: Eukaryota; Metazoa; Chordata; Aves; Passeriformes; Pipridae
Product: dynein beta chain, ciliary-like
Source: RefSeq, a predicted model, not a curated record
AUGUUCCUGUCCUCACACCCACGACUCAUAGUCACCCACUAUGGAACUCUCCGCCCUGGGGGAGGAAAGUUUUCUCUAUCAUCAUACCUGUCUCUCUUUGGUAAUCUAACUGAAUUAGAAGAAUUUAUAAAAGUGACAGAUGCUGGACUCCAAAGAGAGGUGACCAAGAGAGAUUAUUGUAUGAUGGUAGCAAUCAUGGGCCAUCUCCUGGCUAUGAAAGAGAGGCAGACAACUGCUGACAAACUCUUUGAACCUUUAAAAGAGAUGGCUGCACUACUAGAAAGCUGUGGACAGAAGAUGACAGGUGACAUUUGUGCCCAGUUGGAGGAAUUACCUGAAAAAUUGAAUAUCCUUAGGAAGAGAGCUGUGUCGGCCAAGUACAAACUAACUCCUCUUCAGGCAUCUGAUGUUGCAUUAAUCAGAAGAAAAUGCACUUUACUUGAUGUACACUGA